This is a messenger RNA of Balaenoptera ricei (Rice's whale), 13735 nucleotides long. RefSeq names its product replication timing regulatory factor 1 (gene RIF1). The transcript is spliced from 36 exons. The record is from RefSeq and is a predicted model, not a curated record. Lineage: Eukaryota; Metazoa; Chordata; Mammalia; Artiodactyla; Balaenopteridae. The coding region runs from base 121 to 7524 and encodes 2467 amino acids. Gene Ontology annotation, cellular component: nucleus. Gene Ontology annotation, biological process: telomere maintenance.
GCCGCACGCGUGAGUAAACAGCCGGAGCCGGGAAAGUCGAGGUCGGGCCGCGUCCGGGUGCUGCAGGGCAGCGGCAGAGAGGACGCAGGCCUGUCUUCGUACUUGGGGCGGGGGGCCGACAUGACGGCCCCGGGCCGCAGCCCCCUCGUGCCGCUGUUGGAGACUUUGGAAGACCCUUCCGCCUCCCAUGGAGAGCAGACCGACGCUUACCUGACUCUGACCAGUCGUAUGACUGGAGAAGAUGGAAAAGAAAUCAUUAUAGAAAUUGAGAAGAAACUUCCUCAGCUAUUCAGAGUUUUAAAGACUCACAUUGCCAGUCCAAACUCAGAGCUCAGUAGUGCUGCUCUGCAGGCCUUGGGGUUUUGCUUAUAUAAUCCGAAAAUUACCUCUGGAUUAUCAGAGACAAAUAUUCAAGAACUGCUUUCAAAACUGAAUGAUAUUGUUAAGAAUUCAGAUAAAAAUGUACGUACUAGGGCACUUUGGGUGAUAUCCAAACAGACGUUUCCCACUGAAGUUGUUGGCAAAGUAGUAUCUAGUAUAAUUGAUUCAUUAGAAAUAGUCUUUAAUAGAGGAGAGAUGCAUUCUGCUGUUGUGGAUUAUGAAGCAUUAAAUGUCGUCAUAAGGCUAAUUGAACAAGCCCCAAUUCAAAUGGGAGAAGAGUCAAUUAGAUGGGCAAAAUUGGUCAUACCUUUAGUGGUUCAUUCGGCCCAAAAGGUACAUUUGCGGGGAGCUACUGCUCUAGAGAUGGGAAUGCCGUUGUUACUUCAGAAACAACAAGAAAUAGCAUCUAUCACAGAGCAGCUUAUGACUACCAAAUUACUUUCGGAACUCCAGAAGCUAUUUAUGAGUAAAAAUGAGACUUAUGUGUUAAAAUUAUGGCCUUUGUUUGUCAGACUUCUUGGGAAGACCUUGCAUCGAAGUGGGAGUUUCAUCAAUUCUCUAUUACAGCUAGAAGAACUGGGAUUUCGUAGUGGAGCACCCAUGAUUAAAAAAAUAGCUUUUAUUGCUUGGAAGAGUUUAAUAGAUAAUUUUGCUUUAAAUCCAGAAAUACUAUGUAGUGCAAAAAGAUUGAAGUUGUUAAUGCAGCCUUUGAGUUCUAUCCAUGUGAGAACAGAAUCUCUAGCGCUGACAAAACUAGAAGUCUGGUGGUAUUUAUUGACGAGACUAGGACCUUAUCUUCCUGCUAAUUUUGAACAGGUCUGUGUGCCUCUGAUUCAAAGCACAAUAAGCAUUGAUUCUAAUGCUUCACCUCAAGGCAGUUCAUCUCGUGUAGCUACUUCUCCAGCUUUAAAUCCUGCGACCCCUGUACACAAAGGUGCUUCUCCAUAUGGAGCUCCCCGGAUGAACUUGAGUUCAAAUUUUAGUGGAAUGGCCACAAUCCCCUCUAUACAAGUUUUGGGGCUUGAAAUGUUGCUUCAUUUUUUGUUGGGUCCAGAAGUCUUGAGUUUUGCUAAGCAAAACAAACUUACGCUGAGCUUAGAGCGACUUGAACAUCCGUUAAUCACCAGCUCUUCUUUUUUUUCCAAACAUGCAAAUACAUUUAUCACUGCUGUUCAUGAUAGCUUCUUUGCAAUUAGAAAAGAUGCUUCUGAUGCAGUUGUCAAUGCUAUUUGGAAGGAGCUAGUUAGCUUGGUGAAGUCAGUUAUUGAAUCUGGUAACAAAAAAGAGAGACCAGGUUCUGAAGUUUUGACUCUUCUAUUAAAAUCUUUGGAAAGCAUAGUGAAGUCAGAAGUAUUUCCUGUAUUGAAAACACUGGUUCUCAUGGAAAUUACAAUUAAAGGACUUCCUCAGAAAGUAUUAGGUUCUCCAGCAUAUCAGGUUGCUAAUAUGGAUAUUCUUAAUGGAACUCCUGCUUUGUUCUUAAUUCAGUUAAUUUUCAAUAAUAAUCUAUUGGAAUGUGGUGUAGAAGAUGAAAGGUUUUUUCUCAACCUGGAAACACUUGUAGGCUGUGUUCUUUCUGGUCCAACUUCACCACUAGCUUUCAGUGACUCUGUCUUAAAUGUUAUUAAUCAAAAUGCAAAGCAGUUGGAAAACAAGGAGCAUCUUUGGAGAAUGUGGAGUAUUAUAGUCACCCCAUUAACUGAAUUGAUAAAUCAGACCAAUGAAGUCAAUCAAGGUGAUGCCUUAGAACAUAAUUUUAGUGCCAUCUAUUGUGCACUGACUUUACCAAUAAACCAUAUUUUUUCAGCACAAAAAAUUCCAGCGGCCACCAUGAAGACCUUACUUAAAACUUGGUCAGAAUUAUAUAGAGCAUUUGCUCGCUGUGCAGCUUUGGUGGCAACUGCAGAGGAGAAUUUGUGCUGUGAGGAACUUUCUUCCAAGAUAAUGUCCAGUUUGGAAGAUGAAGGCCUUUCAAAUUUAUUGUUCUUGGAUAGGAUCACUCAUAUUAUUACUGUAAUGGUUGAUUGCAUCGACUUUUCACCAUAUAAUAUUAAGUAUCAGCCCAAAAUUAAAUCACCACAGAGACCUUCGGAUUGGUCCAAAAAGAAGAAGGAGCCCUUGGGGAAAUUGGCUUCUUUAUUUAAACUUAUUGUGAGAGUGAUCUAUCCUUUCCACACUCUGAGCCUCAAGGAAGUACAUUCUGAUACUCUCCUCGCUAUUGGCAACUCAAUCACCAGCAUUCUUUCCAAUGUACUUGGACAUAUUUCUUUGCCUUCUAUGAUCCGAAAAAUGUUUGCAACUUUAACAAGACCUCUGGCAUUAUUUUACAAAAACUCAAAGUUUGAAGAAGUUCCUAAAGUGUAUAGUUGUAUGAACAACAAGUUAGAAAAGCUACUAGGAGAAAUUAUUGCUUGUCUACACGUCAGCUACACUGGGACUUACGACAGUGAACUUCUUGAACAGAUCUCGCCAUUAUUAUGCAUAGUAUUUUCACACAAGAAUAAACAGAUUAGAAAACAAAGUGCUCAGUUCUGGAAUGCCACAUUUGCUAAAGUGACGAUGUUGAUUUAUCCUGAGGAGUUAAAACCAAUACUAAAACAAGCCAAACAAAAAUCUCUGCUUCUGUUGCCUGGUUUGGAAAAUGUUGAAAUUAUUGAGGAAUCCAGUGGACCAUACUCAGAUACAACAGAAAAUUCACAGUUAAGUACGAAGAUAAGUGGCAUGGAAAGAACCUCAAGUGGAAAAAGAGAUUCUUUUUUGGCACAAACAAAGGAUACAAAAGACAAUAUGAAACCACCAGUUAAAUUGAAACUAGAGUCUUCAACUCCAAAAGCAAAGAGUGAAAUGCCUUUGGAAGAGGAAAAGUCUACUGACUUUGUGUUUAUACCUCCAGAAGGAAAAGAAACAAAGGAAAGAAUACUAACUGAACACCAGAAAGAAGUAUUCAAAACGAAGAGGUGUGAUAUUCCUGCCAUGUAUAAUAAUCUGGAUGUUUCACAAGAUACUUUAUUUUCUCAGUAUAGUCAGGAAGAGUCUAUGGAAAUUCCUGCUUUAACGGAAAAAUCCAAGGAAGAUUCCAAGAUAUUAUUUAAGGAGGAACAAAAGGAGAGUGACAUUGUCAUUCCUCAACAUGUCACGGAAAACUGUGGUAUGGAUGAACACCUUGAAAAGGCUUCCCUUUCGAAUAAUGAGUGUGGUUCUAUUGAGGAAACCAAUCCAGAAAUACUGAGCAGUAUUGAUGCCAGAAAAAAGGCUUUAAUUGUAUCAAAGAAGACGCCAACUGAAUGUGCAUCUAGUACAGAAAAUACAUUUGGUGUCAGCAGUAGCUCGGUUUCUAAUGCCACUAUUUCUGGAACUCCUUCCCCACAGCCUACAAGUCGAAGGCAAUCCUUUAUUACUUUGGAGAAGUUUGAUGGCUCAGAAAAUAGACCCUUUAGUCCAUCCCCCUUGAAUAACAUGUCAUCAGCUGUUAUAGUGAAAAAUAACCAGGAAGGCACAGCUAAAACAGAUAAUCCACCAAAAGCAAAGAAAAGAGAAGUGGCUCUUUCAAAAUCUGACUCUGAAAAAACAGUGCAUGGGAUUAAGAGAUCAGGCCGAAGGUCAAGUAAGCCUGAACCAAUAGGGAAUAAAAAGUCUAAGCCCUUGAUGAGAUCUGAUCAGGAGAAAAGUACUCGGGAAUCUGUUGAUGGCAUGGUAGCCUUAGAAAAUAACCCACCUGGUUUGCUUAAUCAAACAGAAUGUGUAUUAGAUAAUCAGGUUCAUCUCUCUGAGUCUUCAGUGGAGUAUGAGGAUACGAUGCUUAAACCAACAAUAGAAAAUACUAUACUAUUAGAAAACAAUACCGUAGAGGAGAAAACCUUAGAAAUUAACUUGGAAUCCAAAGAAAACACACCCCCAGCCAUAAUAACAACAGAUCAAACAGUAACUGAGGAUAGUCAUGUUCAGAUAACUCCAAAUCAUAAAACCCUUAGACGAUCUUUAAGGCGACGUUCAGAAACAGCAGAGCCAACCACUGAUAGCCAAGAUAAAGAAAAUAAUCAAAAAAGGGAAAGACGUAAGGAAGAAGAAAAGACUCUGCAGAGGAGUCCAUUGCAUGUAAAAGAUGAUGUUUUACCUAAGCAAAAAUUGAUUUCUGAACAAACUGUACAGGAAAAUUUAAUUGAGAAAGGAAAUAAUUUACAUGAGAAGACUUCUGGGGAAACCAGUGCUAAUGCUGAAAUUGAUGAAAAUAGAAGAAAGCCAGAUCUUGAGACUACUAAAUCUGAGGGAGAUGGUGCCCAGGACAUUGCAGAUAAAUCCUCUGAGAAACCAGUAAGGGGACGAACACGGUAUCAAACAAGAAGAGCAUGCCAGGGUUUACUUUCCAGCAUUGAAAACUCAGAAUCUGAUAGUUCUGAGGCAAAAGAAGAAGGUUCUAAAAAGAAAAGAUCUGGAAAAUGGAAAAACAAAAGCAGUGACAAUGUUGACAUUGAAGAUCAAGAAGAGAAGAUGGUAAAACAGGAAUGUAUAAAGGUUGAAAGUCAGACACAUGAUUAUAAAGGGAAUUCUGAAGUAGACAAAGAUACAAAAUCUCAGAUCUGUGAAAAAGAAGAAAGUAAUACUGUAACUCUUCAAGAUUCUACAAUAUCUUCAGAAUUAUUACAAGUUUCUGGUGAUGUAUCAAAUACUUAUGAGGGAAAAAGUAAAACUAACAAAUGUGCAGAACAUUCCUUUUCAAAUCCUUCUGUACCAGAAUCAAAUCUAAGGACUAGAAAUGCCAAUAAAAGAUUACAUAAGCGAGAUUCUCUAGAAAAUAGUGUGGGUGAGUCCUCAAAAACAGAAACAUCAGACAUUUCUUUGCUUUCUGAAAAAACUCUUGAAAUACUUGAAUGCCAACACAAGAGAAGUAGGAGGGUGAGGAGAUCUAAAGGUUGUGAUUGCUGUGGAGAAAAAUCACAACCUCAGGAAAAGUCAUUCAUUGGGUUAAAGAAUACAGAGAAUUAUGAUGUAAAAGUCAGCGAAACGAAAAAGACAGAUGUGCAGACACCUGUAACUAUAUCAGAAACUUCUAAAGCUGAUCUGUACUCAGAAGUAAAACUUUCAGAUGAGCAUCAUAGUGUGAAUUUUCAUUUGGAUCUCAAGGAGGAGAAUGAUACUAUUAAUGAUUCAUUAAUUAUAUCUGAAACUGAGUUGAAAGAAAAUACUAUUCAAGACUUUCUUCCUUCUGAAAUGGUAAAUUUUAAAGAAGAAACUUGUGAUAGGGAUUCUGAGGAAGCAAUAUCUCUUGAAAGCCAGGAGCCAUCUAAUAAAAAAUGUAAAACUAUUGACCCAUGUUUAGGUGACUCCAAAGAUAUUUCACUGGAAUGUUUUACUUUGGAGACCAAAGAAGAAAAGCCAGAGGCUAUCCCCAAAAAGGAAUUGAGUAUUAUAGAGAACCUUGCUAAUGUUGAAGCAAAUGCAGAAUUGAAUCCAGGAGAAGUAGAUGCUAUGGAAUUGAAUGCAGAAAAUGAUAAAUCUGAAGCUAGCUUCUCUGAACAAAAGAGUGUCAAAACUGAUAUUUCAGAGGAAGAGGUAACAGAGGAAAACAGUCAAAGAACGGAUGCACCUGAAGAACUGAGUGCUGACGAAGCAAUAACUGAGGAAUUUAACUCAGGUAUUGGUCAUUCUGAUAAUACCACACCUGUAAAAGUGAGUGCUCAGUUAGAGAUUUCUGAACAAAUAGCAGUUGGGGAACUAGACAGAGGAAGUGAUGAAUCUGAUCCAGGCUCAUCUGGAGAAAUGGAUGCUGAAAUGGAAAAUUGUGAAGAAACAAUGAUUGGUGAGGUGACUGCUGAAACUGACCGUGUGAAUGAAACAGAGGAUGAGGACUUAACUACCAAAGCCUCUAAGCCGAUAGAAGCUGAAACAAAGAGAUUGAAUGUAGAAAUCGAUAGCUUUGUUCCCGACACACUUGAGAUGAGCGCUGAAGAAGGAGAGGUUGACUCUAAUAAAACUGAAACAAAUAUUGAACCUAAUAAAUUUGAGGAAACAAAAUUAGAUGACAAUCAGAUGGUAGCGGGAAAUGAUGGAAUUUUACCGGAAGUUCACCAUACUUCAGAAAAAGUGGAGGAGACACCACAACCUCUGACAGCUGAAACAGCUGUUUCUGAACUGGUAUCAGAAGACAAUAAUACGUCUCCUCAAAAAUUAAGGGAUCUUGAUCCUUUACUCAUGUCAGCAAAUGACAGUCCUAGUGGCAUGCAGACACGCUGUGUCUGGUCUCCUUUGGCUUCUCCAUCCACCAGCAUUUUAAAGAGAGGACUAAAAAGACCCCAAGAAGAUGAAAUCUCAUCACCUGUUCACAAGGUUCGCCGUGUCUCCUUUGCAGAUCCUAUAUACCAAGCAGGAUUGGCAGAUGACAUUGAUAGGCGAUGCUCUAUUGUUAGGUGCCAUUCUUCAAGUAGUUCUCCCAUAGUAAAAAGUGUUAAAACUUCACCUACUGCGCAAUCUAAGCAUAAUACUACUUCAGCCAAAGGAUUUCUGUCCCCAGGAUCACGUAGCCCUAAAUUUAAGAGCUCAAAGAAGUGUUUAAUUGCAGAAAUGGCUAAGGAAUCUGUGCCAUGUCCAACAGAAAGUGUUUACCCUGCUUUGGUGAACUGUGUAGCACCAGUUGACAUCAUUUUACCUCAGAUUACGUCCAACAUGUGGGCAAGAGGACUGGGACAACUCAUUAGAGCCAAGAAUAUAAAAACAAUUGGUGAUUUGAGUACUCUUACAGCAUCUGAAAUAAAAACUCUUCCUAUCCGUUCUCCAAAAGUGUCUAAUGUAAAAAAGGCUCUCAGAGUAUAUCAUGAGCAGCAGGUGAAGUCUCGUGGACUAGAAGAGAUUCCAGUUUUUGAUAUUUCCGAAAAAACAGUAAAUGGAAUGGAAAAUAAAUCUAUUUCUCCUGAUGAAGAAAGACUUGCCUCAGAUUUAAUUGAUCCUGUUGCUUUAGAGACUCCGUUAUCUAAAAAUCUUGUGACCCAGAUUAGUGCACUUGCUCUUCAACUAGAUUCAGAAGAUCUCCAUAAUUAUUCAGGAAGCCAGCUAUUUGAAAUGCAUGAGAAACUUGGUAGCAUGGCAAACUCUAUAAUUAAAAAUCUGCAGUCACGUUGGAGGUCACCAGCCCAUGAAAAUUCUAUUUAGUGUUUUAAGAGAAAAUUGAAGUUUUUAAAAAAAAAAAUCACUGGAUUUGUUGAUUCAUAAAGUAAGUUCUGAAAUAUAGCACAAUUUCAGACUGAAUGUUUGCAAAGUUGGUAACAUUUCAAACGCUGAAGGGCAAUAUCUUACUAAGGUCAAUUUUGUAAGUGAGAUCAUCUUUUCCUGUAUAACAUGUUUUCUUGGCUGCUAUGCGUAGUUUUUCCAAAAAUUUAAAUAUCUUACUGAAAUGUGAAAGCAAAAACUAAAUAGCAUACAUUUUAUUUCACUUACUCAUGUGUAUUUUAAUGGAACAUUUUAUGUAAUAUACCUGUUCUAAGUAAGUAAAAAUGAAAAUUUUUAUUUGAACUUUUUGCUGAACUGAUAAGGUAUUUAUACUUGAUUUCCUUUUUUUAAAUUUAUAUUUGUUAUGCCUGAGGUUUAAGAAAUUUGUUCUUGGUAAAACACCCCAAAUGAGAUGCAAGAGAAUCUUUUGAAACGCUUUUCGCAGACAUCAACUUUAUUUGGACAAGAAAAUAUUUAUAUUUCAAGAAAAAUAUCAAAAGUUUCAACUUUUGGGGUUAAAUAUUAAAGCAGAAUUUACUAAAAUUCCAUUCAUUUGCGUUAGCAAAUAUUUGUUCAGCAGCAUUUGCCUGUGAAAAUAUACUCUUAUGAGACAUAUAAUAUUCAUUUAAAAAUGCACGACUAUUUGUACAUUAUGUAUAGAUUAAGUUUUUAAUUUAUAAAUUUCAGUCUUCGUUAAUCGCAUGAAUUUUUUUCUGCAGCUUGUGAAUACCUUUGUUUUGUUUAAUAGAAACAUAAUUUUGUAUAUAUUGAAUACUGAGAUAUCAGUAUGGAUGGUAGAAGUGCUUCAUGGGCUUGCUGCAGAUGUUUGUAGGAUUCUUUCUCUACAAAUAAAACAACAAAUAGUUUUGUACUUAGUUAAUAGUGUUAGUUAAAACAUGAGUUUAUUUUCUGAAGUAACCAGAAAGAGUAAAGUAAUAGAAAUGAGAAAGUGUUACAUGACAACUUUGCCAUUCAUUCCCAUAACCUUCCCCUGCAGCCCCCAUCCCUUUUGGUUUAGAAGAGGGUGUCAGCCACUAGAAAGCGUGCCUCAUUACAUUUCUCUUUAAUGGGGAUUUAGCUUGAGUCUUUUCAUUAUAACUUGGACCAUAAGAAAUCUAGAGUUUAUCUGCUCUUUUUACCUAUACCUAAAGCAAACUUGGGAGAAAUGUGAAACUGUUCUUUCAAAAUACUUAUGUUUUACCGAGUAAAAAAGUAAGGUGUAUAUAAUUAAACCAUUUGUAGAUUUUACCAACUGGUAUUAGUGCCUGACUUUCCCAUAUUUGUUUCAUCUUUUUAACAGUGAGAGUAUUUUCAUUUGUUUUCGAAAUAGAAUGAGCGAGUGAUCUUCUCAGUUGCAGACUUAUUCAGAACUAACCCUUACUUGAAAAGGCACACAUUCUUCAGCAACUUAUAGAAAGUUUAAUCCUUGUGUCUUGGUUAGCUUUACAUUCAGAAGGGGGCUGCCACCCAGUCACAGUAAAAGUUGGUUUUUCUUUAAUAAUAAAUCCAUUAUCAGUACGUUGCAAAUAUUUUAGGGUCUAAGUGUGAUAUUUAUAUGCUGAGGAUGAUUUUAAAAGAAAUUCUGGGACCACUGAACUGAGGAUUGUAGCUUGAAGAAAUAACUAAUGAAAAAUCAGGAAUUUUUUUGAAACAUUUAUAAUUGUGGUUUAAAUUGUCUGUCAUUUAUUUCCCAAUUGUAUUUGACAGUAAAGAGGCAUAUAUGUUUUUGCGAACAUGUGUAAGAAGGGAUGUGUACGUGUGUUGAGAGGAGUCAGAAUUAGCUCAUUUCAUGACUUCGUAUCUUAACUAUUUGUGUGAACUAAACUUACUUGCUGGUGGAAUGAAGUUCUUGGGAAGGUGAACAGUAUAGCAGAAAAUGUGACCAAAAUGAUUACCGUUUACUUAAGUCACUGAGUUUGAUGCAAGCACAGAUUUUAAUUUUAAAACGUUGUGGUUUAAUAAGGAUAUAUUUUAAAAUAUUUGAGGGCAAAAACCAGUUUGCUAAGUCUUCAUUGUUGAUAUAGUUACAAGUGUGUAUGUGAAGCACCUUAUUUUCAAUUUUCUUGCCUUAAAAUUUUCUGCAAAUUUUUUCCUGAGUGAUUCCGGAAGAGCUGAAAGCAUUAAUAUUCCUUGAUCAGCUCCAAUGUGUGUUGUUUCACUAUUAAAGUGAAAUCAGUUUUUUUCAAAUAAUUCCUAAUGGUUAAUAAAACAUGGCAAACAUUACUAAGAACACUCAAAUGUGAUUUCUUAUUUUAUGCAUUUAUAAAGAAUCUAGUUGAAUGCAGAGCCAUAGUAUAAUUUUCCAUGUUCCAAAAUGGAUUUCAUAGUGGAUUUAAAUUUCCAUUAUUUCAGUGAGCCCAUUAUUAAAGAUGCUCUGCUAUUUGAACAAGUUUGAAAGCCAUUGUUGAAUAGUGGAGAGCUUUUGCUCAAGUAAUAAUUGCAGUAGGAUAAUACAGUCAAAAAUAAGAUUGAAAUGUGAACUUUAAAAGUAUGGUAACCCUGACAUUGCCCAUGAUUCAUUCUUUCUGUGCAGCUUGGUGUAGUAGUCAGGGAUUCUGUUAUAUAUUUAAGAAUCAAAAAAAUGUCAAGAAAGUUGGGUUAUAUCUUGCCUUAAAUAAAGGUGGCAGGACAAGAAACAAAAGUUUGGAAAAAUGGGAGGAGUAUGUGGAAAACAUACAAGUAGAGUUUUGUUUUUAAAGGAAUGAGUAAAAAUAAGUGCUGUUUCAAAGGCAGGCUUAGUUGAAAUUUACCAAAAAUACGAGUUACGGUGUCACAUUUUUCUCUUAAUGCCAUUCCUUCCAACUUUGACUUUAUAAUCCACUAAGAAAAGCCUAGAUUCCAUCUCAUAUUCUUCAUAAUUGAUUUGCAGGGAGAUAAUUUGUGAGCUAGGCUUGGAGGCCAUAAAAUAGCAGUUGUUAAUAAUUAUUGGCUAAUAAGACUUGAGUCAGGGGAGUUAUCUGCUUGCUCAUUAGUUCAGCACAUGUCCAUUUUAUCCCUAAGCCAUUAGAAAGGUCUUGUAUGUUGUAUACAAACAUUAGAGUGAAGUUCUGACUCUUAACAUAGUACUUCUCAAACUUGCAUGUAUUUGUAAAAAUGCAGAUUCUGGUUCAGUAGGUCUGUGAUGGGGGCCUAAUAGUUCAUUUCUGACAGUUCCCAUGUGAUCCAUACAAAUGCUGAUGUGGACUGCAUUUGUGGUUGUCGGCAUAAGAGGCUUCAAGAUCUAAAUUAAAUUAGGUUUUGGUAUCCCAAGCAGAUUUAAGUCCUUAGAAUUAUUGCCACAAAAGAUAAAAGCUAGUCGUUUUUAAAGAAACUUUUUCAAAUGUCUGAAUUGAGGAUUCAGAUUGGUCUUGAAGACUUCAAAUUACAGUUCAAAAAUUUAAAUAAAAUUGUAAAAGGUAGAAUUUUCCCUCAUUUGGAGCCUUUUAAGUAUGGAAGAUAAAUAUUUUAUGUUAUAAAGAACCUUAUUAAGUAGUUUGGACAAUGUGGAGUCUUACGAGUAUAUGUGGAUUAUGUUCUGAAUUUUUUGUUAAUAUAAAGGUAAAUUUUCACAAUAUUAGAGGUGCAUUUAGAAGGCAAGAUUUCGUUUAGAGACUAAGUUAUGGGACUUCAUUAUUUCAUUAAUAAACCUUGAAAACAGACUACCCCUAACUAAGUUUAAUUUGGCAGUAAAGUUAGCAGUGCUAUAGUAAGUCAAUUCUGACAAAUGUGCCUUAUAAUCAUUUUACUGAAGACCUCUGGUGACUGCUGCGACAUUACAUGGUUAAAACUUCCUGUUUUGUUGUAAAAUGGAGUUGAAAGAGUUGAAUAAUCUGAUUUUCCAAAAUGAGUUUUUCUUGGCAUUCUGUUAAGAUGUUAUAUUUCCUUCAUAUUUAAAUACUUUUAUUGUAAGAGCUGCCCUCAUCCAAAGCACUUAAGGAAAUGUCGCCAGAAGUUAAGUAAUGGGUUUUAAAAAUAGAUUAUCAAAAUUUACUGAUAGCUCAAUCUGUGAAACAAAUCUGAUCUUUGUGGUUUCUCAUGGCCCAAUUAAUGAUAUGUCUAUUAUGUGCGAGGUUUUGUAUAUUGCUUCUUGAAAGUAUCCAUUAAAAUCUGAGUCAUUUGGAUUUGAAGAUCUAUAGAUACUUAAUAGAGUAGUAGUCUGAUGUAAUUAUGAGUGUCUACUUAGUUCUUGGAAUAGAAUAUUAAAUUUUACAAUGUGGUCUUUACCGUUUUUUUUCUUCAUAUGCCAAUCCUUUCACCAAAGAACAGUUAAAACCAAGUGCCGAACUGUAAAUGCUUACUCCCCUGAAAUACACCAUUAGAAUAAAAGAUAACCUCUCUCCUUACAUGUGAGUAUAAAAUUAAAGACAGUAUUUUAAAUUGAUGUCACAUGGAAGAAAAAAAACCUACAUAGCUUUUGGUCUUCUGCUUGUAGUAGAGGGAACAAUAUCUUUACAGUGUACCAUUUUAUAACUGGAUGAAACUAAGCUUAUCAGAUGGCAAACUUAUAUGUUGAUAGAGAUUGAUGCACUGAUAAAUGGUAAAAUGAAGAGAAAGGGAAAGACAAAUUGAGCUGAAAUAGUAAUAAAGCAAAUUAGGUCAUUAAGUAUAGAGACAAACAGUUCUGUGUAUUUUGAAAAUAACUGGCAGCCAGUGGUCCCUGAGUUAUCCUAUACAUAAUACAGUACCAUAAUUAAUGUUCAUAAAGCCCUUGAAUAAUUAUUUAGAAAUACAUUAUUAUUUAAUACUCUGACCCCCCCAUCAGUAAAUAAUUUCCAACAAAAGACAGUGUUAUUUCUUAGAUGGAUAAGCUGCAUAUAACUAGGAAGUUCACUUUCAAAAUAAAAUGUCAUGGAACCGAAAAUGGAAUGUAUUAAUAGCUAUUUUGAUACUUGGUUGAAUAGUUAACAGGGGUCUGAGGAAUUUUUUAUUUUUAUGGAAUGGAAAUUUUCUAAUAGAAAAAUGGAAUUAAGAAUGGAUUUUGAGUAUAGGAAACGAAAGAUGGCAGUUUUGCCUAGUAAGUUUAAAGAGCAGAGGUUGACAAACUACAACCUGCCACCUCUUUUUUACAUCUAAUGAGCUAAGAGUGGUUUUUACGUUUUCUAAAUGGUUGAAAAAAAUCAAAAGAAUAGUAUUUUGUGGCACAUGAAAAUAUAUAAAAUUAAAAUUGUAUUGUUUGUAAAUAAGGUUUUACUGGGACACAGUCAUGCUUAUUUACAUAUUUGGCUGCUUUCCAGCUACAGUGGUAGGAUUGAGUAGUCUGAAGGACUGUGGUGGCUUGUAAUAUCAAACAUACUACUAUCUGACACUUUACAUAAAGUGUGCCAGUCCUUGACAUAAGGGAUAGAUUUGUUCAUACAUGGCAGUUUGGUUACUUCUGGCUGGCAGGAUAGGAAUAUUGAUUUAAUUUCUGUUGCCAUUAUUUAGAUUUUAUUUUAUAAAAUGGGUUCCCCUGGUUCCAUUUAUAUCUUACCAUAGCUCAAAUACACAUAUACUAGGAGAUACUAGUACUUUUUAGGUACGCCUUUUUCUCCCAAACUCUUAAAACAUUGUUCUGUGUUUGCCAUGGAUAUUAAGGGACCUGAUGUGUGAAGGAAGGGCAUCUGGCACUAAUUGGUUAAAUCACACCUGUAAAACAAUUGGGGCUUUGGGGAGUUUGCUUUCUGUGUUGUUGAGUAAUUGAUCACUUUCAAUAUAAACACUACCUCCUGUGGAUAGACUUGACUAAUGUGCACUUAGAAAAGGACUGAGAGAAGCCAAGUCAGUCAUUUAUUAGCCCUGUAAUAUUUUUGUUUUCAUCACUUGAUAAACUCUAAGAGAGCUUAGUUUUACAUUCAGAAAGCAUUUAUAUUUGAUAAGUCAAAUGAUUUAAGUUGAAACUUCACAGAAGUACCUGUUCAUUCCUCAAUUGACUGUACUAGUAGAUGGGAAAUACGGGUGCAGUCAGUUUUGUUUAUGUAAUGCUUUAUACAACGUUUGAAGCAGGUAGACCUAUACUAAAACUGUAUUUUCAGGUUCAUUAUGACUGAGUGGAGGGAGGGAGAAUCUGUGUCUGAUCCACAGUAAAACUUUCAUAAUCUGUUGAGAGUUGACUGUUAUCACUUGCCAAUUGAAACUGGACAUUGAAACAUUUUUAAAGAAAUGCACUUUAACCUGAAAUAAAACUAAAAAAAAAAAA